Schistocerca cancellata (South American locust) is the source of this 1191-nucleotide messenger RNA. RefSeq names its product ras-related protein Rab-30 (gene RabX6). The record is from RefSeq and is a predicted model, not a curated record. Bases 271 to 894 code for a protein of 207 amino acids. Gene Ontology annotation, molecular function: GTPase activity; GTP binding. Lineage: Eukaryota; Metazoa; Arthropoda; Insecta; Orthoptera; Acrididae. The transcript has 4 exons.
CUUUAUGAAGCUUGUGUCUGUGCACUGAAGAAACAAUAUUUACAUCAUGAAAUGUCCGAACAAUGGACGCUGCCUUUUUUAAACAGAUAAUACAUUUUUUUUAAAAAAAAGACAAGGAACUCGUUGAUCAUUAAAUAAUACAUUCGUUUAAUUAAAAGUGGUAUCGAAGAGAUGUACUAAUUAAAACUAAACUUCCUGUUGAUAAUUGUCUAUUACGUUAAAAAGAUAUAUAAUAUUUCGCUCUGUUCAGUUGGGAGACGUUUCAACGGCAUGGCUUCAGUGAAAGUGCCUGAACAAAAGGUUAUACUUUGUGGAGAGUAUGGUGUUGGCAAAAGUUCUCUUUUCCGUCGGUACUCCACAAAUACCUUUGUGACUGCAACAGAUAGGCAGUCAACAUUGGGACUUGAUCAUUUUGACAGAGAAUAUAAAGUAUCUGGAAAACACAUAAAACUACAGUUAUGGGAUACUGGAGGUAUGGAACGUGUUGCAUCAAUCACGUCCAGUUAUUAUAAAUUUGCAGAGGCAGCCAUACUAGUAUUUGCUCUAGAUAAUGCUGCUUCAUUUCAUGUUUUGUCCCAGCAUCUCCUGGAUAUAGUGACAUAUGCAGAAAAUGCAAAGAUAUUCCUGUGUGGCAAUAAAUCAGAUUUGGAAGGUCACACUCCACAAGUUACUGAAAGUGAUAUGGAAAGUUUUUGUGAGCAGUGUCAUAAUCUAAUCAGUGCUACAUACAAAACUUCAUGUAAGACUGGUGAAGGAGUAGAAGAAAUGUUUGCUGAUAUUGCACAUCACUUAGUGCAGGCAAAUAGGUCACGUUUAGAAUUACAGACAAUGGACCAAGAAUCUUUUAAAAUCUCAGCCCCAGAUGAAGCUACAGAACCAUCAUGUCUGUGUUAACAUAUUUUUGCAUGGUUGUGCUCCUUGAACUGAACUGUGAAACACAGUGAAGAUCUCUCUUUAUAUAUCAAGGGAGUUUACUCAUUUAAUUACUGUCUUCCUAGGUAAGAAAUGAAAAGGCUACUUUCAUUUUCAUUGAUUAGCUCAUGGUAAAAUGUAUUCCAAUUAAUGAAACAAUUUAACAUAAAUUUUAUGUAACAUAAUUGAUUAUUAUAUAUAGCAAAAGAUUUUCAUCACUGUUACACUUCUCGACAAUCCAUCCAUUAUAUGUCCUUUAUUUAUGCCAAUAUUUUGUAG